GCGGUGCGGAGUAGGAAGUGACCGGUAACCUUCACUCGGGGCCGGGAGCAACGGAGGAGAGGAUCGGAGAGCGCAGGGAGCGGCCAUCAUGGUGCUCAUCAAGGAAUUCCGAGUUGUUUUGCCGAUAUCUGUAGAAGAGUACCAAGUAGGCCAGCUAUAUUCUGUGGCAGAAGCCAGUAAGAAUGAGACAGGAGGAGGAGAAGGAGUGGAAGUUCUGGUCAAUGAGCCUUAUGAAAAGGAUGGGGAGAAAGGUCAAUAUACACACAAGAUUUACCACUUGCAAAGCAAAGUACCCACAUUUGUCAGAAUGCUGGCCCCAGAAGGUGCCCUGAAUAUGCACGAGAAAGCAUGGAAUGCCUAUCCCUACUGCCGGACCAUAAUUACAAAUGAAUACAUGAAGGAUGAUUUCUUGAUUAAGAUAGAAACGUGGCACAAACCUGAUUUGGGAACACAAGAUAAUGUACACAAGUUAGAACCAGAUGUCUGGAAGAACGUAGAAGUGGUUAAUAUUGAUAUUGCAGAUCGAAGUCAAAUUAUGUCAAAGGAUUAUAAACCAGACGAAGACCCAUCAAGAUUUAAAUCUGUCAAGACAGGCCGUGGCCCACUGACACCUGACUGGAAGAAAACAGUGGCGCAGCAGAAGGACUGUCCACACAUGUGUGCUUAUAAACUAGUGACGGUCAAGUUUAAAUGGUGGGGCCUGCAGAACAAAGUGGAGAGCUUCAUACAAAAGCAAGAGAGGCGGCUGUUUACAAACUUCCAUCGGCAGCUUUUCUGUUGGUUGGACCGAUGGGUGGAACUAACAAUGGAAGAUAUUCGCAGAAUGGAGGAUGAGACCAAGAAAGAGCUUGAUGAGAUGAGAGAGAAGGACCCAGUAAAAGGAAUGACUGCAGAGGAUUAGCAGUGAAGUGUUAUGCUCUCUUUGACGUUAAGUGACCAACAGGAUGCCUUUGUGCUCCAGUCCCGGCGGAUAGCUCACUUGUGGAUCAAGCCCACUCCUUGUUUUUGCAGACUAUUUUAACCCCAUUGUAGUAAAUUUUAGGACCUUUAUUAAUGUGAGCUAAUAUUCCUAUUUCAAGCAAGCACUAAAAUCUGACCGAGUGAGGAAGGAGCUCACUCUUCUGGUGCAUUGUGUAUAUAUUGUAUUAACAAAGCCCUCUACUCCUAUAUUUUCAUUGCCUCCAAACUCCUAAUUAAUUUAAUUUAAAUGUCACUUUUAGGAACAACCGUGUCUUGUGAAUUUUGUGAAUUGUAAAUUGUUUGUUUUUCCUUAAAAUGUGGAUGAACUAAUUUCAGCUAUUUUAUUUUUGGGACAGUCGGGUAUUAAGAUAAAGUAUAUUUUACAACCAA
Molecule: messenger RNA, 1350 nt
Organism: Pelobates fuscus (common spadefoot toad)
Lineage: Eukaryota; Metazoa; Chordata; Amphibia; Anura; Pelobatidae
Gene: PITPNA
Product: phosphatidylinositol transfer protein alpha
Exons: 12
Coding region: 89-901 (270 amino acids)
Biological process (GO): phospholipid transport
Cellular component (GO): cytoplasm
Molecular function (GO): phosphatidylinositol transfer activity; phosphatidylinositol binding; phosphatidylcholine intramembrane carrier activity
Source: RefSeq, a predicted model, not a curated record